Tigriopus californicus is the source of this 4528-nucleotide messenger RNA. RefSeq names its product tyrosine-protein phosphatase non-receptor type 14-like (gene Pez). NCBI's taxonomy places the organism in Eukaryota, Metazoa, Arthropoda, Copepoda, Harpacticoida, Harpacticidae. Gene Ontology annotation, molecular function: protein tyrosine phosphatase activity. Gene Ontology annotation, biological process: protein dephosphorylation. The record is from RefSeq and is a predicted model, not a curated record. Gene Ontology annotation, cellular component: cytoskeleton.
GGCCUAAUUAUGACCUUCAAGGCUUGAUUUGAAUGUUCAAGUCACUUGAAACCGUGAUGAGUGAGUGCUGGGGAAUCUCAUUAGUGCCCCACAGUCCAUCAUGCCGAAUUUUUUCAAGCUGAAAAAAUCGAAACAACAGUACAAUGUGGCCUCCAAGUCUGUGUACGUGAUCACGGUGGAGCUCUUGGACAACACCCUGUUAGAAUGUACCCUCACCUCGGAAAGCACGGGUCGAGAUUGCAUGGACAAUGUGUGUCAGAGGCUGGGCUUACAACAACCAGACCUUUUUGGCCUUCGCUAUGUUUCUCGCCGUUCCUAUCCCAAAAUUCGAUGGGCCGACCUGGAUCGACCUCUCAAGAAACAACUGGACAAAUACGCCCAAGAGCCCUAUCUUUACCUGGCAGUCAUGUUUUAUGUUCACGAUGUCAGUCUCUUGGGCGAUGAAGUCACUCGCUACCAUUACUUCCUUCAACUCAAAUUGGACGUGAUUGAGGGCCGCUUGCGAUGCAAUUACGAGCAAGCCAUCGUUCUGGCUAGCUAUUCCUUGCAAGCGGAAUUCGGCGAUCAUGACCCGGAAAAGCACACUCUUGAUUAUCUGCAAGAUUUUCCUCUUCUUCCCAAACCUAUUCUCUCUCAAUUUCCCGAAGACAAAAUUGGCACUCUGACGGAUGCUAUUAUCACUCAGCAUGCGAAUUUGCGAGGCAUUGCUCAGCAAUUGGCCGAGGUUUAUUACAUCGUGGGUGCCCAACAACUCGAUGGAUAUGGACAGGAAUGUUUCUUGGCCAAAGACGAGCGAGGCAACGAAGUCCUGAUUGGGGCUAGUUUGACAGGCAUCGUGGUUCGCAAAGGAAAUGUACUACAGCCCUUGUUCUUCAAAUGGUAUGACAUCACCAAUCUAGUCAAUCACAAGAGAGUUUUUGGUAUCGAGUGUCAAAACUACGAGCUCAGUGUCCAAUUCCUAUUAGAUGAGCCCGAUUCCGCCAAAUAUGUGUGGAAAAUAUGUGUCCUUCAGCACACGUUCUACAAGAUGCACGCCAACGCAUCCGAGUCCAGUGAAUUGAGCAUCACCUUGCAAAAUAGUCGCCAAACAACACCGUUCCAAUCCAAUCAACCGACUCAAUCGAGAGGGAACCCUUUCUUCAUGAACGGGGAACAGAACUACCCAGCUACCAUUCAACACUCGGAGAUCCAGAAUUUCCACCAGCAAACCCAGAAAGUCGAUUUAACGCCGAUCAAAUUCAAGCGACCACUUGGGCUAAACUUGGGGACUCAGGCCCAAACGGUUCAGACGAAGGCAAUCUUGGAGCAAACCACUGGAGAUUAUGCAAAUAAUACUACUCUCCAGCAAAGCUACAAUAACUACGUGUUGUCGAACUCGGCCAUGAAUGUUAAUGAGGUUCCAACUUCUCAACAGCAGUCCCAGCCACUCUCGCAACAAGCGGCUAAUUACAGUAAUCUAGUGACGGAUAGCCACGCCCACUUUCGGCCUGCGCCGGAUUACGAGACGGCUAUUCGUAACAAAUACGGCGUGUUUGCCAACAACAUCCUCGGUGGGCAACAGCCAGGCCAAAUUUACAAUUCUCAACCCUCGCUCAUUACGGAUGCGCUCUACUCUCAUGGCCAAGCUCAGAGGGGCAAUAAUCUCCCUCCAUCAACCUUAGUUAAUGCUCAUCAUCUAAAUUUGCAUCACGUCAACGAGCAAGAGAACAGUAAUCAUCCAAGCGCGUAUUCAUCCACGCCUGAGCUGAACCGCAUGAACCUGAACCACCAAGUGAACGCCACCAACUACUCCAAUAUUCAUGACCAGAAUCAGCUUGUGGCCGAGCUCCAAAGGCUCAACAUAUAUCGUCCUCCCCCGCCUUACCCUGGGCCGUACGCUAAGCUAGCUUCGACCUCCACCCCUGAUCUGGCCGGCCUCAAUUCAUCCGGGGGCGUGGUCGGGUUGAGUGGAUCGUCGCCAGAUCUAGUGUCAAGACGAAACUUGGGAGUGGCUGCCACUCAGCAAGUCCAUCAUCGGACGUUUGAAAACUUGAUGGACAUUACGAAAUUAGCCACCAGCUCGAAUAAUCUUGCCAACGGUCAGCCGACGGAUUAUAGACACGCCUACAGUACCGAAGAGCUCCACUCCUCCGUUGCUUAUCGUCUUGACUCUAAUGCGCACGUGAACAAUAACAACGAGGCGAAGAGCCACUUCGUCCAUGAGGUGUUGCCCAAUAACUUCUUGGCCACUUACGCCAGAGCCAUUCCCAAUGGAAACCCACCGUACGACCCAAAUCGAGUUGCCACCGUCGCCCCACAAGUUCAAGGCAAUAUCAACGACUCUGAGGUAACCGAGCCAAUUUACCAGAACCAACAACAAUUGUUGAUCCAGCAACACAGUAUUGACCUUAGUGAGGAGCCCAUCUAUCAAAAUCUACCCGCUCAUGAGAGGCUUAUGUACAAGCAGAGGAUCUUGGAGGAACUGCAAAGGGAACAACAACUGCAAUUGGACGCCUUAUACACAUCGGACAGCAUUCAUGUGGACGAUACGGUGGACAGUGCGGACCCUCUUCAAAACACGCUCCAGAAUCAUCAGUCAAGUUCGGUAGACCCUACCGUUGGGAACAAGAUCAAAGGCCACGUUUCCCGAGUGGCCAUCACCAACUCCAGAGAGAAUCUAAGUGUAACUAACACAGACUAUUACUCGAGCACCACCACUGUGACUCAGAUUCAGAAUGAGUCAAACAAGAAUGAGGCUAAUGAAGUUGAUCAAAUAACAGCCAGUCACCGUUUGGCGAGUACGCCUCCAAAACCUAAGAGGUCCGUGACUAAGAUUAACAUUGGAGCGGAGAGUAGCAAUUCCUCACAAUCUCAAACGAAAUCCGCCAAUGCCAUUGCGAAAGAAGCGAGUGAAAACAAAAGUCCCGAAGUUUUUGCUCCGAUAACAGAUAAGAAAGUACAGCCUGGUACGGACUUAUCCAACCCCGCCUCACACCAUUCCACCACGAAUGCAGCUUCGAAGAACACGGCUGGAAAAGCGAGCAAUCCCGUAUCGUCGGGCAGGCCAAAAUCCUCUUAUCUUCAUCCAGGGCUCAUUGAUUCGCCCAUGAAGAGAUCGCGUAGCAAGCCCAAUGUAUCGUCGAACUACUUUGAUAGUGACCCCUUUAUGAUGGAUCAGCCCAACACUGCCAAACCAAAUAAUCCCCGAACACCCAGUUCCAAACCUCGAGCGGGUCGAAAGAGGUGGGUCUUGAACUUCGGCAACAAGACCGGGAGUCUCAAAUCCGUCAAAUCCGAAGGGGGUCAUUCACACAAAAGUCAGGAUAGUUUCGAUGGUUCCCUCAAAAGUGGAGGCGGCUUUGGCCCGAUGAUGCUUGCCACCCUUCACGGAUUAACUCGUUCUCGUCCUGAUCUGUUGGCGGAAAGUAUGGCUACAUUCUCUCAACCUUCCAAAAUGCCUAAGGACGAAAUUGGCGCGUAUUUGGAAUCGAAGAUUGACGAGGGAGAGGUCUUGCGAGAGUUUGAGAGGAUCCCCAAGAAGAAACACACCAAUUGUAACUUCGUCGUCGCCAUGACGGCUGAAAACAUCCCUCGCAAUCGCUUCACGGACGUCCUGCCUUACGACGAAAAUAGGGUCAAGUUGUCCUCGGUUGACAAGGACAACAAGGCCGGCUAUAUCAAUGCAUCUCACGUUUCCGCCACGGUUGGACCCGACCAACGGUUUUAUAUUGCCGCCCAAGGUCCACUGCCCAACACACUUCUCCACUUCUGGCAGAUGAUACUCCACAGUGAUGUGCAUUUAAUCGUGAUGCUGACAGACGUGACUGCUUCCCACAAAAGCUCGAGUUGCAUCCCGUACUGGCCGCAAAAGAACGGCUCCACCUUGGAGGUGGGGGAUUUCAAGAUUGUGAAGAAGUUCUCAAGUGAAUCUGGCCAUGGCUCUUACACCACGUCUACCCUUCAUGUCACUCAUAUUCCGUCCAAGACCCAAAGAACCAUUUGGCAUUUGCAAUACUCAGACUGGGCAGACCAUGGCUGUCCUACCGACGUUCGUUCGUACAUCGAGUUCAUGGAGGAGAUCGCAGCUCUUCGCCAGCACACCGUGACCGAAAUCCCAGUGGGAAAGAAUCGCAAUCCGCCAAUUUUGGUUCAUUGCUCCGCAGGGGUGGGUCGCACCGGAGUCACUAUUUUGUGUGAUAUUCUAUUAUAUUGUGUGGACCAUAACUUGGAUAUUGACAUUCCGAAGGUGCUGACUCACUUGCGACAACAACGAAUGCUCAUGGUUCAAACGAUCGCCCAGUACAAGUUCGUUCAUACCGUGUUAAUCCAUUAUCUAAAGCAAUCCAGACUCAUCUAAGACAAAAGUACUCUUAUCAAAAGCAAAUAGAAGUCGAAAGCCGUUCCUUCAAACGUUCUUUUAUAAAAAUCACACAAAGCUUUAUAUUAUCAAUGCUCUCUCAUGUAGAAUACAGUAUUUGUGAUAAAGGUGCCUGAGUUGGCGAUAAUCUAAAGCCAACUAGAUUGAAUUACAUGAUAGUGACAAAAUGUG